Molecule: messenger RNA, 1418 nt
Organism: Drosophila persimilis
Lineage: Eukaryota; Metazoa; Arthropoda; Insecta; Diptera; Drosophilidae
Gene: Hexim
Product: protein HEXIM1
Exons: 3
Coding region: 61-1086 (341 amino acids)
Biological process (GO): negative regulation of transcription by RNA polymerase II; negative regulation of cyclin-dependent protein serine/threonine kinase activity
Cellular component (GO): cytoplasm; nucleus; nucleoplasm
Molecular function (GO): 7SK snRNA binding; cyclin-dependent protein serine/threonine kinase inhibitor activity
Source: RefSeq, a predicted model, not a curated record
AUAAAUAAUCAAAAGCUAAGCGCAAAACGUCUUUUUUGAGUGCUAGGUCGUCGGUAUACAAUGGCAGAAGCUGUAAAAACAGAGAGCAAAUCCCAGAGGCCCCUGGAUGGUGGAGGCGGGGGCGGAGGCAGUGGUAGCGGUGGUCCUGCCAUCGGCAACCACAAUUCCAUGCCUAAGCGGAAGCAUCGCCGCGGAAAGAAGUCUAAAAUGGUGCCAAAAAAGACCAAGAAUCAGUGUCCCCAGUGGAAACUUGAUAUGGCGUCAGGGCAGGGAUCAACGGCAACCACCCGAACCAAACUACUCCGUUCACGUUCAUUGCUGGUGCCCUACAACACGAAUCGUUUCCUGAUGGAGGAGCACAUGUCCGAGGUGCCCAAGGACGACUCCGACGACAAUUGUUUUGGCUCCCAGACUGAGGUCCUGUUCCUCUCCAAGGAGUUCUCCAAUGUGUACGAGAGAGUACGAAUUGAGCGCCUGGAAACAAUGAGCAAAGCGGAGCUAAUCCAAGAGUGUCUGCAAAUCGAGGAUCGGUAUUCUAAGGCUCAGAAUAUCUCCAAGGAAUUCGGGGCUAAAAUUCGGGCUCUGGAUGAAAAGAUGCGUCAGCUAACGCGUGAGAAUCAAUUUCUGCGUUCUCACUUCCUUCGCUCGUGCUCCGCAGCAGCGGGGCCAGCAGCGGCAGCAGCAGCAGCUGCCUCACCGCCCUCUGCGGUUGCACCCACUGCCAGCUCUGCCUGCGAGCUGCAGGCACGGCAACAGCCCGCACAACAGCAGCCCACUCCCAUGGACUCUUCCAGCGAGGACAGCGAGAGCGAUAGCAGCAGCACAACCUCGAGCACCACGUCCAGCACAACCUCGAACAGUAGCGAUGCCCAUGAGAUGGGCGUAGCAGGGCUCAAUAUUGCCAACGGCCAUGUAGAGAGAAGCAUCCAUGAGGGACGUGGCAGCCGGUCCCGGUCUCGGUCGCCGAUCCAUCUGAACGGACAUGCCAAUGAGGAGGAGCGUCUCCGUCUGCUGGACCCCAAUCCCAUGGAUGAGGAUGGUAACUCGAGCGAUGAGCCAAAGAACGGGGAUGCUACGGACAAGUAAAACAGAGGGCCAUCUCUCCCUCUUUAUGUAAAUAGAAGACUCAAAAUAUGUGGUAGAACUUGGAGACAUCUGGACAGAACCUUGUUUAGUUGUUUAAGACAUGCAAAACGCUUCAACUGUAUUUUUUAACAAUCAUUUUUUAUAUAUACACAAUCUUCACCUUAGCAUGGAAGCCACACUUGGACGCUUUGCAUUGUGAGAAAUAUUUUAAGGUGUUGCUUCAUAGCGUUAGCGAUUUUAAUGCAUGUUUUUUAAUGAGAACAGAACCGAUUUGUGGAUGAAUAAAAAUGUUAAAUUUUGAAUUCCACACAAUAGAGAUGGAAUUGCGGAAA